This is a messenger RNA of Diatraea saccharalis (sugarcane borer), 486 nucleotides long. The record is from the annotation of a GenBank genome assembly. NCBI's taxonomy places the organism in Eukaryota, Metazoa, Arthropoda, Insecta, Lepidoptera, Crambidae.
AUGACGGAAGUUAUAGCAACAGAAGAAAUGAAGCAGCAGACGCGAGCAGAAGCAAUUCUGAAAGGCUUUCAAGUUAAUUGGAUGAAUUUACGUGAUGCAGAUACAGAUGUUUCAGGUAAAAUCCUAUGGCAGCAUAACGAAGAUAUGUCCAAUCCAGAUGUAGAGCAUGAAGCUCGGGUUCCGAAGCGUAUUCUUAAAUGCAGAGUUGUAUCUCGUGAGCUCAACUUCAGUUCCGUUGAAUCAAUGGAACGUUUCAGGCUAGAACAAAAAGUUCUGUUCAAAGGACGGUGUUUAGAAGAGUGGUUUUUUGAGUUUGGCUAUGUUAUUGCUAAUUCAUGUAACACUUGGCAGUCUAUGAUUGAGUCUGCACCUGAAUCUCAGAUGAUGCCAGCAAAUGUUCUAAAUGGUAAUGUGGUCAUCGAGACAAAGUUCUUUGAUGGAGAUAUGCUCAUUACAACUUCGAAAGUGAGGCUGUUUUAUAUUUAA